Sungouiella intermedia is the source of this 384-nucleotide messenger RNA. The record is from the annotation of a GenBank genome assembly. Lineage: Eukaryota; Fungi; Ascomycota; Pichiomycetes; Serinales; Metschnikowiaceae.
AUGGCGGAAGAAGAAGACCACUUUGCCAACACCAUCAAUAACACUGGUGGGUUUGGCACCAAGACUGCCACUGGCAACCUGCGCAUAUUUAAUUGCAAGCAUUGCCAGAGAGCCUUCACUCGUGAAGAGCACCUCACGCGGCACAUACUUCUGACCCACAAUAAGCUCAAGCCGUUCAUUUGCGGUAUCUGCUCUCGGCCUUUCUCCAGACGGGACUUGCUCCUACGGCACGCAAAGAACUUACAUCAGGGGUCAGAAUUAGCAGUUUCCCGUAUUAGGAAGCUGUUCAAGAAUGCACCCGACAAUGAUGAAUCGAAGCUACAAGACGAGCUGCUGCCUGAACAAAAACGCAUGAAGAUGUCAGUGGACAUGCUAGUUAGUUGA